GUGUGACACUAUACCGGAAAGAGACGGCGGGCUAGUUUUACAUAUGAGGAUUAUACCUGCUAUAAUGUUGAGCAGGUAUACAGAUUUAACCGACCACUCUGUAUGGUUCAGGACGUAGCGGACCAAAGCGAAACAGAACUUUCUCGAACAAAAGAGGAGAGCGAGCUACAACGACAGCUAAUGGACGCUGCUUUCAAGAAGCCUCAAGUUGUCUUACACAGAGCAGACGUCAGUGAAGAACAUCUUCCCCCUGAGCAGCAGGAGUGGAGCUCCAGGAUGGAACACAUGAAAGAGGAAAAGGAGGACCCACAGGCACUCAAGCUUAAAGAGGAGGAUAAGGAGCAACAGCCGCCCCACAUUAAAGAGGAAGAGGAGGAUCAUAGCAUCAGUCAGGAUGGAGAGCAUCUUGAAGGACUGGAGGAGUUCCCAGUGAUUGGCGUCACUGUGAAGAGUGAAGAUGAUGAAGCUGAAAGUGAGGAGAAGAGAGAGGUGGAGCCUCCAAGCAGCAGCUCAAUGCAACACAUGACAACAGAAGCUGAUGGAGACCACUGUGGAGGAUCACAAGCACACAACCUCUUAGCUCCACUUUCAGAUAGUGACGACACGGCGUCACACUCUCCUGACACUGAUGAUGAAGACUCUGAAGCUGAUAUGACAUGUCACACUGACAACACACGCUGGAAAUGUUCUCAAUGUGACAAAACUUUUGUUACCAAAGACAAUCUGAAACUACACAUGAGACAACACACAGGCAAGAGACAUCACACAGGAAAGAAACCUUUUGACUGCUCAGUUUGUGGUAAAAGAUUCAUUGCUAAGUCAAUUUUGAAAACGCACAUAGUCGUGCACACUGGAGAGAAACCUUUUCCUUGUACAGUGUGUGGUAAAAGAUUCUCUCAGCGCUCAUAUUUGAAUGUUCACAGUAGAGUGCACACUGGAGAGAAACCUUUUCCUUGCUCGGUAUGUGGUAAGAGGUUCAUGGUAAAAGGUGUUUUAAAACAACAUACAAGAGUACACACUGGUGAGAAACCAUUUCCUUGCACGGUGUGUGGUAAAAUAUUUUCCGAGCAGUCACAUUUGAAAGUCCACACUAGAGUACACACUGGAGAGAAACCUUUCCCAUGCACAGUGUGUGGUAAAAAAUUUUCGCAGCAGUCAUAUUUGAAAGUUCACACAAGAGUACACGUUGGAGAGAAACCAUUUCCCUGCACAGUGUGUGGUAAAAGAUUUUCCCAGCAGUCACAUUUGAAAGUCCACACAAGAGUACACACUGGAGAGAAACCUUUCCCUUGCACCGAGUGCGGUAAAAGAUUCUAUGAUCAAAGUCAUUUAAAAAGACACGCAAGAAUACACACUGGAGAGAAACGUUUUUCCUGUGCGGUUUGUGGUCAGAGAUUCUCCAAGAAGAUAUCUUUGAUAGGUCACACAAGAACACACACAAUAGAAAACAACCUUUCUUGUUCACAACGUAUCGGUAAGCAGAGAUCAGGUGUGAGCGUGAAGUGUUGUGAUUGUGUGAAAAUGUGUAAAGUACAAACGCUGAGAGCGUUGGUGAAUCAGCGACUAAGUGCGGUUGUUGAAGAAAUAUUUGUCGUGUUGGAAAGAACGAUAGCAGAGUACGAGGAGGAACUUUCUCGAACAAAAGAGGAGAACGAGCGACAACGUCAACUACUGGACGCUUUUUUCAGGAAGCCUCAAGUUGUGUUACACAAAACAGACGACAGUAAAGAACAUCUUCCUCCUGAGCAGCAGGAGUGGAACUCCAGGGUGGAGCAGGGGGAGCCACAGCUACAGCCGCCCCACAUUAAAGAGGAACAGGAGGAUCACAGCAUCAAUCAGGAGGGAGAGCAUCUUGAAGUACUGGAGGAGUUCCCAGUGAUUUGCUUCACUGUGAAGAGUGAAGAUGAAGACAAAGGUGAAAGUGAGGAGAAGACAGAGGUGGAGCCUCCAAGCAGCAGCUCAACUCAACACAUGACAACAGAAGCUGAUGGAGACCACUGUGGAGGAUCACAAGCACACAACCUCUUAGCUCCACUAUCAGAUAGUGACGACACAACGUCACACUCUCCUGACACUGAUGAUGGAGACUCUGAAGCUGAUAUGACAUGUCACACUGACAAUGCAUGCUGGAAAUGCUCUCAGUGUGACAAAACUUUUGUUAGCAAGGGAAAUCUGAAACUACACAUGAGACGACACACAGGAGAGAAACCUUUUGCCUGCUCAGUUUGUGGUAAAAGAUUUGUCGACAAGUCAAAUUUGAAACUACACAUGAGCAUGCACACUGGAGAGAAACCUUUUCCUUGCACUGUUUGUGGUAAAACAUUUUCUCGGCGAUCACAUUUGAAGGUACAUACAAGCGUACACACUGGAGAGAAACCUUUUCCUUGCAUGGUGUGUGGUAAAAGAUUCUAUCGAAAAGGUGAUUUAAAGCAACACACAAGAAUACACACUGGAGAGAAACCUUUUCCUUGCUCGGUGUGUGGCAAAACAUUCUCUCGCCGGUUCCAUUUGAAAGUACAUACAAGAAUACACACUGGAGAGAAACAUUUUCUUUGCUCAGUGUGCGGUAAAAGGUUCAGUCAAAAAGGUGAUUUAAAGCAACACACAAGAAUACACACUGGAGAGAAACCUUUUCCUUGCACAGUGUGUGGUAGAAGUUUCUGUCGGCAGUCACAAUUAAAAGUACACACAAGAAUACACACGAGAGAAAAGAACUUUGACAGAACACAUAAAAAUCCACACUGAUGAAUAACUUUUUUUGAAAGGACGCAUCAAGCUGGAUUUAAAAAAAAGGAAAGUACAAAUAAGCAAGACAGUAUUACUCUAAACAGUGGAAUUGUGCAAAAGGACCUCUGAUGUAACUGAUAUUAUGAUGAAAUGUGUGGAAUAUUUGUUUCAUCUAUUGUCUUUUUUAGACUUGAGAAUUGUAUAUUUGACCCUUAAUCAAAGAAACUCACACAAGAGGUUUGCAGGGGUUUGAUACCUGGCCAAGGUUGCGUUAGGAAGGGCAUCCUGUGUAAAAAUCUAUACUCAAUCAGCUAUAACGAUAUACAGUAGUAAGAAAAAGUAUGUGAACAUUUUGGCAUUUCUACAUUUUAUGAAUAAAUGUGUCACAAAAUAUGAUUUGCUCUUCUUGUAAGUCAAGGGUGUUGACAAAUAGCAUUAUUAUUAUGAUUAUUAUUACUAACUAUACUAGAAUAAUGUUUAUGUGAAGCUCAGGGUGGGCUCUGAGUUUGUAAUGGAGGUGUGCUGGUCAGAGGUCCCAAGCUGAAACCAAGUUGCCUCUUUGGUUUGUAUGUCUCACUUGGCAAAAUCUGCACAGGUUCUCGGUUUCAAAGCUUCCCUGAAAACCAGUCAGGCCGUGUGCCCCCAGAUUGUCGGCGCACACAGGAUACACUGUACGUUUAACAUGAGUUUUCCGUUGUGAAGAAUGGGUGAUUACUUUUGUUCCAGCCAAAUUGUUUUAUAUCACUGAUUUUUUCCCAGCAGUGACUGCUGUAUUAGAUGUACAAUGUUUUCAUUGUCUUUAAAAUCAGUGUACACUUACAUGGAGCCAAGGAAACGUGUCUUUUUUACCCGUGUUAUGAGUCGCGCACACGCACGUCCACCACUGCAUGAAAUGAAACCAACACAUGCGAGUCAAUAACUUGAGACAGAUACACGGAGUGAACCCUCUUGUCAUCCAGCCUGUUCGUUAGAGAGGAGGAACACAAACACGCAUGCGCAUGUCAAUGUAUCGAAAAUUAACAAGUUUGUUUUUGUCGUGUGACAUUAACUCAUAGUGUGACACCUUAUUUAUUUAAGACGUUAUUGGCUGACAGGUUUCAUUUUGUGCUGUAGUAGACGUGGGUGCACCUUAUAACACGCACGGGCAAAAAAAAAAAAACGUUCACGUUGUUUCCUGUUUCCUGUAAACAUGUGUGCGCUAAUUUUAAAGCUAAUGUGCACAUCAUUGUAUAUGUAAUACAUCAGUUCCAGCAGCAGUACCCAGCAUGCAUUGCGAGCUCUUUGUAUA
Dunckerocampus dactyliophorus (ringed pipefish) is the source of this 4015-nucleotide messenger RNA. Its product is annotated as zinc finger protein 665-like. Bases 103 to 2745 code for a protein of 880 amino acids. Gene Ontology annotation, biological process: regulation of transcription by RNA polymerase II. Gene Ontology annotation, molecular function: DNA-binding transcription factor activity; RNA polymerase II cis-regulatory region sequence-specific DNA binding. The record is from RefSeq and is a predicted model, not a curated record. The transcript is spliced from 4 exons. NCBI's taxonomy places the organism in Eukaryota, Metazoa, Chordata, Actinopteri, Syngnathiformes, Syngnathidae.